Molecule: messenger RNA, 2382 nt
Organism: Polypterus senegalus (gray bichir)
Lineage: Eukaryota; Metazoa; Chordata; Cladistia; Polypteriformes; Polypteridae
Product: protocadherin gamma-A11-like
Exons: 1
Coding region: 1-2382 (793 amino acids)
Biological process (GO): homophilic cell-cell adhesion
Cellular component (GO): plasma membrane
Molecular function (GO): calcium ion binding
Source: RefSeq, a predicted model, not a curated record
AUGGUGAGGGGGUCAUUUGUAGGUAAUAUCGCAAAGGAUUUAGGCAAAGAUAACCAGCGACUAAAAACGGGGGGCGCUCGUAUUUAUACCGAUGAUGAAACCGAAUAUUUUGAUCUAAAUGUAAAUAAAGGGAUUUUAGUUGUGAAAGAGAGGAUUGACAGAGAGCAGAUGUGUCGAUCAAUCCCUGUGUGUUCAUUGCAUUUUCAGAUAGUACUCGAAAAUCCGAUGGAAUUACAUCGUGUAACUGUAGAUAUUGUUGAUAUUAACGAUAACAGGCCCACGUUUCAAAAAGACAAUAUUCGGUUAGAAAUUAGCGAGUCCUCUCUUCCUGGAGCUUUGUUUUCUCUGCCGAGUGCUAUAGACAACGACGUGGGUGUGAACACAUUGAAAUCAUAUACCCUCACACCUAAUGACCAUUUUAAAUUAAAAACAAGUACACAAUCUGACGGAAACAGUUACGUGAGUUUAUUGCUAGACACGCAGCUGGAUAGAGAAACACAGGAGGAGCAUAUUCUCCUUUUGACCGCUGUUGAUGGAGGGGAUCCUCCGCUGUCUGGAAUACUUGAAAUUCGUAUUAUUGUUCUCGAUGUUAAUGAUAAUGCUCCUGUUUUUACGCAGGAGGUUUAUAAAACGUCUGUUCCGGAGAAUACUUCAAUUGGAUCCGUGCUUACCAGAGUAAACGCCACUGAUGCAGACAAAGAUAUGAAUGGACAAAUUAAUUUUUUUUUUAAUCAUAUCUCUGACAAUGCUCAAGAUAUAUUUGAACUGAAUGCAGACUCUGGUGAAAUAAAGCUCCAGGGGCAACUCGAUUAUGAAAACAAUAAAAUGUAUGAAAUGAACAUCCAAGCUAAAGACAUUGGUGGUCUUUUAGGUUCCGGUAAAGUAAUAGUAGAAGUAAUGGAUGUAAAUGAUAAUGUGCCGUUUAUAAAUCUUAUAUCAGUUUCUAGUAAAAUCUCAGAAGAUUCAUUACCUGGGACUGUGGUAGCAAUGAUAAAUGUAAAAGAUAAAGACUCCGGAAGAAAUGGUAAAGUCAAUUGUUUUAUUGAUAAUAACAUUCCAUUUAAACUGAAAUCCGCUUUAAAUAACUUUUAUAGCUUGGAAUCGGACGGAUUUCUGGAUCGUGAAAAAACACCCAAAUACAACAUUAGUAUUAUGGCUACAGAUGAAGGCGAACCUCCGCUGUCAGCUGCUCGUACAAUUACACUUGAGAUAAGCGAUGUCAAUGACAAUCCUCCACAAUUUGAACAGCAACAUUACUCCGCUAACAUAAAUGAAAAUAAUACCCCAGGAUCAUCUUUUUUGUCAGUUCGUGCCAAAGAUGACGACUCGGGUCUAAACAGUAGGAUCUCCUACUAUAUUCAAGAAACCCGUCUUCACAACAUCUCUGUGUUGUCGUUCGUGUCUGUUAAUUCAGAUAAAGGUGUCCUUUACGCUGUUCGUUCAUUCGAUUAUGAGCAGAUGCGCCAUUUUCAAGUCUCUGUGAUAGCUAAAGAUGGGGGAUCUCCGGCUCUCAGCUCAGUUGUAGUCGUGGAUGUGUAUAUUCAAGAUCAAAAUGACAAUCAUCCAGAGAUUUUAUACCCAAUUCAAAAUAAAGGAUCCCCAGUCGCAGAAUUCAUACCUCGUUCUGCAGAUAUUGGCUAUCUCGUUACCAAAGUUGUUGCUGUUGACAAAGAUUCUGGAAAUAAUGCUUGGCUUUCUUAUAAAAUUACCAAAGCCACUGACCAGACACUUUUUGAAAUUGGCUUAAAUAAUGGAGAACUGAGAACACUUCGGCAGAUUACGGAAAAAGACCCUACAAAGCAAAGGCUAACGAUUUCUGUUGAGGACAGCGGGCAGCCUCCUCAUGCGGCAACUGUGAAUGUAAAUGUUGCCAUAACUGAUAACUUUGCGCUAGCUAUUUCAGAGUUCAAUGACUUAGCACAGGAGAAGAUAGAUGGUGAUCUCACAUUAUACUUAAUUCUUUCGUUGGUGAUUAUCUCAUUUCUUUUUGUUAUUUUCAUCAUAGUCCUGAUAUGUUUAAAAUUUCACAAAUGCAGGCGCUCUAAAUUUUUCAACGAAUGCGCCAACGGAACUCUCCCUGUUAUUCCUUAUUACCCUCCGCGCUAUGCAGACGUUGGAGCCACGGAAACUCUGUGUCACGUUUACAACUACGAAGUCUGCCUCACGACAGAUUCUGGAAACAGUGAAUUCAAAUAUGUAAAACCAGUGGUUCAAAGUGCUGUGGAUAAUCCUGUUGAAACGGAAAAGAAGUGUUGCGAUCCCAAAAUUGAUUUGUCCGCAGAGGAGGAGCUCGUUCAGGUAAGACUGAUUACAGUGAAUAUUACUCACGGUCAGAACUACACAUCUUUUAAUAACACCUGUGAUGGAAUUCAACCUGUCUAG